GAUUUACACUUUUGCCAAAUGGGUAGACGUUUUAUCUGUGAUUAUUGUGAUAAAUCAUUCCCUGAUAAUCCAGUGAAUCGUAGAAAUCACUUGAAAGGUGUACAACAUCAACAAGCUCGAAAAUUACAUUAUGAUAAAUUUCUUGAUCCUAAAGAGAAAUUAAGCAUAGAGAAAUUGAAAAAACCAUGUAUCACAUUUCGUAAUACAGGUACAUGUAAUUAUGGUCCAUUGUGUAAAUAUUCUCAUUUGACCAUUCAAGAAUAUCGUGAUUUAGAAGAGAAAGCCAAUGCUGAACUACUUGUUGCGUCUUAUUUAAAUCAUUUAACUACUGAAUUGAAUAUUGAACAACAAAUUAAAUUAUUAGAAACAAAAUUAUUAUCCAAACGUUCUGAUGAUCCACAACAACACCACCAUCAAUUGACCGAUUUUCAAUCAACGCGUAAAUUUCAUAUUCCUCAAGGUAUACAACUCUUAUGUUUACCGCCUUCCUUGUUGUCUUAACACAUUCAAUAUUCGCAGGAUUGUUUUGCAAUGGCGUGCAGGUGUAUCCACUGUUUGUGUUCUAUGAAAUUCUCAGCUACUGCAUUCCUCAUCAUCUCUAUCUUUCUCUCUUUCGAAAUUGAUCUUACUGAAUUAUACUUCUCGAAUCAUAACUUCGCUCCUUAAUCUUCUUCAUUACUGCUAAUACUUUUACUAUCGCUAUCACUGUUCGAUUUGAACUGACAGUUACGUCUCUGUGCUAAUGUGGUGGUAUGGCAACCUGAACUGAUGUAGUUACACACGAGGUUCUGCAUUGUAUCUGUCUGUCCCCCCCCUCAUAUGUAUAUAAUUUUAAUUUUUUUGAAAUGAUUGUGUUAUUUAUUAUCAGCAGGUUUUUUUGUGCAAUACAAACUAAACUAUACAUGUUGUUUUUAAUUAAUAUAGGGAAA
This is a messenger RNA of Schistosoma turkestanicum, 929 nucleotides long. The record is from the annotation of a GenBank genome assembly. Lineage: Eukaryota; Metazoa; Platyhelminthes; Trematoda; Strigeidida; Schistosomatidae.